Molecule: messenger RNA, 1018 nt
Organism: Hydra vulgaris (swiftwater hydra)
Lineage: Eukaryota; Metazoa; Cnidaria; Hydrozoa; Anthoathecata; Hydridae
Product: reticulon-3
Cellular component (GO): endoplasmic reticulum membrane; axon
Source: RefSeq, a predicted model, not a curated record
AAAAUUAAAUCAAAAUGAAAAAUGUGAUUAACUGUCAUCUCAUAGUUAUGCAUGUAACGUGAAGUUUUUUGGCGUGAAUCCACUACAAUGAACUAUCAUAUAGCUGAUUAUCUUUAUUGAAUAAUCCUUUUUUUAGUCGCGAAAUUAGAAACAAUACAAUUAAUUAAACAGAUAAAUAAAGAUGAUAGAAAAAAAGUUAAAACUUUUUGAACGAAGGAAGAUUUUAAUUUUUGAAAUAAUUUUUAUUUGAUUUUGAACAUCUGCUGAUAUUAAAUAUUCAAAAUUUUCUUCUUGCAUAAUUCAAGAUUGUUUAUCCUUGUAUAUCAGAUGCAUCAAAGACAAGCGGACUUUAAUAUUAAAGAGGAAAAAGAAUCUUAACACAAAAGAUUAAAAUGUCGUUGAGUUUUCACAAUCUUAUAUACUGGAAAAACGCAAUGCAAACUGUGGCAACCUUUUUAUCUGGUCUUAUCGUGUUGCUAGCAUUAUAUUUUUACAGCGUCUUAGAAGUUCUCUCGUGUAUCGCAAUUCCUUCACUAGUCAUAACCAUGGCAAUGCGGAUAAUUUAUUAUAUCUUAAAUAUGAUUUUCAAGGAAAACUUUGAGCAUCCCUUUAAAAUUUGGUUAAAGAAAGAUUUAAAUUUAUCAAAGGAUAAAAUUGAAUUAAUAACUCAAAGAAUAUGUGAUGGCGUCAAUGCUACGAUUCAAUAUAUUAAAAGAAUUUUAUUUGUCGACGAAUUUAUCCCAUCGCUAAAGGCUUUGGUUGUGUUGUUUGGAUGCCAUUAUGUAGGAAGAAAAUUCAGCGGAUUAACUUUAAUAUUCUUAUGUUAUAUUGGAGUAUUUUUUUUACCAAAACUAUUAAAACGAUACGAAAAAGAACUGUGUGACAAAGCAACAUCUUUCAGAAUCUGUUAUCAAAAUCUAUAUACCAGAAUAUCAACAAUAAUUACAGAAAAAGCUGGCAAGAAGUACGCUAACAAAGAAAAUUAAAUUUAUAAAUUUAAAAGAUUUAAAAUAUUUUA